Molecule: messenger RNA, 819 nt
Organism: Humulus lupulus (European hop)
Lineage: Eukaryota; Viridiplantae; Streptophyta; Magnoliopsida; Rosales; Cannabaceae
Exons: 1
Coding region: 1-819 (272 amino acids)
Source: RefSeq, a predicted model, not a curated record
AUGGCAGAUGAGUUGCGCAUAGUUGGCUCCCAUUGCACUUGGUCGAAUAAACAAGAGGCUGGGGCUAGAAUAUUCUCCAAAUUGGAUAGGGUGUUCAAAAAUGAACCUUGGGUGGAUAUUUUUCCUCAUUCUGAAGUCUUGACUAAUUGGGAUGUCGUAUCUGAUCAUUGCUACUGCAUCAUUAAAUCCUUGCAUGCUUAUGUUUCCUGGAUUAAACCUUUUAGAUUCUAUAACAUGUGCGCUGAGCAUGCUGAAUUCAGAGAAACUGUGAUGAAUAGCUUGCCCAAGCCUUCACAAGCUCAUGGUUUUGUGCGAAUUCUGAGGAAAUUGGAUAGGCUCAAACAUGUUCUUCAUAAGUUCAAUAAAAGGACGGUUGGCGAUGUCACUCACAAUUAUUCAGUAGCUAAAGAUCAUUAUCAACAAGCUCAGUUUAAUCUUCAACAGAACCCUCAUUCAGCUAAGCUCCAACACGCUGAAAGGUCUGCUUGUAUGGAUUUUACUUGUCAAUCCAGAAUUUAUGAAAGUUUGCUUAGGAAAAGAAGCAAGAUCACCUGGCUUCGAUUUGGAGAUGAAAAUACUGCCUACUUUCACCCCUGUCUUAAGCAGAGGAAAGCUGCCAAUUGGAUCACCUCUUUUAUGGAUGAUCAAGGUCAGCUAAAUGAUAUGGUUGAGGAUGUUGUUGCUCAUUUCAUUAACCAUUUUAAAAGCUUCAUGGGCAGUCCUAGUUCGGCCUCCUCUCCCGUUAAGAAAGCUUGUUUUAUUCAUGGUGGAACUUUGAGCCGAGAUCAACAACUGAGUUUACUAAAAUUAUUUACCUAG